UUUAGUUCAGUAUGAUUAAUAGAUUAAUUAAUAAACAGGAAGAAUUGUCAGAAAUUAGAAAAUACUUAGUAAAAAAAGGACAAAGUAGAUAUAAGGGUUUAGUAGCAUUUAAUAAGUUAAAAGAAGCUCAAAUUUUGUUUAAUAGCAGUAAGGAGUUAUAUGUUAAUUUAAUUGAAAGUCAAGAUAGGGAAGAAGUUAGGUUAAUUAAUUGUACUUAUGAUAAAAUUUGUUAUUUGUUUUCGGAAAUAACUCAAAUGUGUACUAAUAUAAGAAAAAUGGAGUUUGAUUUAAAGACAGCAUGUGGUUUUAUACCUAUUUUAGAUGGUAAGGAAGAUACUGUAAAACAAUUAAUUGAUGCUGUUGAAAUGUAUUCAGAAAUGUUGUCCGAGGGAGGUCAGCAAUUAUUAAUUAAAUUUGUUCUUAAAGAUGGUCUUAGAAGUGAAAAGUUAAGUACAAUUAUUGCUGCUCGCAACUAUAGUUCACUGCAAGAUGCAAUUCAAGCAGCCAAAGAUGAAUCUGUGCCUUCCAGUUCAGCAGAGGUUUUUAGGAUGACCUCAACUCAUAGAGGUAGGAAUAAUUUUUCAAAAUAUCAUAGGAAAGGCCAAUCUUUUCAAAAUUUUCCUGAAAAUAGUUAUAACAAUAGUAGAUAUUCAAGUCAUUUCACAUCUAAACCACCCCAGUCUAAUUUCCGUGGUAGAUUUCAGAAUUUUAGAGGCAAUCUUAACCAUUACAAUAAGAAUGUGCGGUAUAACCAUAUUAAAAGAAAUAGUUAUUUAGUACAAAAUAAUAAUGAUCAAGUACAAAAUAGUGACAGGUCAGGACAAAAACCACCUGAACUAGAUAAAAAACAGUUUUUUCGUUCUUAAUGAUUUUGUUUUUACCUGUAAUGGAAACUCCAAAUUUAUUAAUUUUUAUAGCAACGGUAGGAAAUUGAUUUUAUUAAUAGAUACUGGUGCAUCCAUAUCAAUCAUUAAAGAAGGAAUACUUUCAAAGGCUUCACAAAUUUUAAAAGAUAAUUUAGUUGUAAAUGGUAUCGGAGGAAAAAUUUACUCAUUGGGUUGCAUU
Papilio machaon (common yellow swallowtail) is the source of this 1065-nucleotide messenger RNA. RefSeq lists its product as uncharacterized. The transcript has 2 exons. Bases 12 to 866 code for a protein of 284 amino acids. The record is from RefSeq and is a predicted model, not a curated record. Lineage: Eukaryota; Metazoa; Arthropoda; Insecta; Lepidoptera; Papilionidae.